AGCCAUUAAUUCUAACUGGGAGUCUACUCUUAUCUGUGUAGAGCCACUUGACCUCCUUUAAUAAAUUCAAAUCGAGCAGCAGCAGCAGCCUACACCGACCAAGAGCAAAGCAAGCAACAAUGUCUUCUUCAUCACCAAUCUCCAUCUUCUUCCUUCUCAUCUUCCUCCUCUUCUUCCUGGCUCAAGCCAUCGUUCCUCCUUCCAAAACAUUCAAGUUCGUCAAUGAAGGCGAAUUCGGUCAACACUACGUAGAAUAUUAUGCAGACUAUCGUCUCUUACCGCUCGCCGCACCCUCGCCCUUCGCUCUCUGCUUCUACACCAGCGUUCCUCACAAGUAUACCCUAGCGAUGAGAAUGGGUGUGAAUACAGAAGGCGAGCCCAUGCGCUGGGUCUGGGAAGCAAACCGUGGCAACCCAGUUGGCGAGGGUGCCACUCUCACAUUUGGCGCCGACGGCAAUCUCGUCCUGGCCGACGCUGAUGGUCGGAUUGCUUGGCAGACUGGUACUGCCAACAAGGGCGUGGUUGACCUCCAAGUGCUUCCCAACGGCAACUUGGUCUUACUUGACAGACGACGUAGAUUUGUGUGGCAGAGCUUCGACCACCCCACCGACACUCUCUUCAUCGGCCAGCUACUGCGCCCUGGCGGACCCAAUAAGCUGGUUAGCCGUGCGUCUAUUGAAGAUAACUCAGAAGGGCCUUACAGUUUAGUCUUGGAGGAGAAGAGAUUGGCUCUGUACUUGAAGAGCAACAAUUCGGCCAACCCAAUUCUCUAUUAUACCUCUGAAGAUUUGGGAGUUCAAGAUGGGUCUCUGACGAAGGUAGCCUUUACUAGUUCUCCCACAUUUAAGGUGAGAGAGUAUGAGCUAAGAUUGGAUAUUGAUGUCGAUAACUCCACUGUUCAUGUGAUGAAUACCAUCUUGGCAACACCCAAAUACAAUAGCACCUUGUCGAUACUUCGAUUGGAGUGGGACGGCAACCUCAGGGUUCACACUUAUUAUGAUCUUUCCAGAUUUCAUGCGUGGGAGUUAUCUCUCGCCCUCUUCGACAGAAACGUGGACAUCUUCGACAACACUAGGCGAGAGAGCGAGUGCCACUGGCCUAGCAAAUGUGGGUCGUUAGGAGUUUGUGAGGACGACCAGUGCGUGGCUUGCCCUAGGACGCAGGGGUUGAUAGGUUGGAGCAAGAGUUGUGCACCGCCAGCUCUCCCGCCGUGCAAGGCCGGAGCCAAGGUGGAUUACUACAAAGUGGAGGGGGUUGAACACUGGAUGAACAAGUAUUACGAGGGAGAUGGACCCACGAAGCUGGCUGACUGCAAGGAUAAGUGUAGCAAGGACUGUGGUUGCUUGGGCUUCUUUUAUAAGGAGGAAUCCUCUACAUGCUUGGUGGUUCCUGAACUUGGCACUCUAGCUAAGGUCUCAAAUCCCUCUCAUGUGGGUUAUAUCAAGAUAUCUAACUAGAUAGAUGAUGGAUUUUGUGUAUCUGUAUGUAAAAGAAAUAAAUGCCUUAAGGUUUGUGACAUGAUUAUGCAUGUGAUGCAAUGGGUUUUGGGUUUUCUCU
This is a messenger RNA of Nelumbo nucifera (sacred lotus), 1557 nucleotides long. Lineage: Eukaryota; Viridiplantae; Streptophyta; Magnoliopsida; Proteales; Nelumbonaceae. The record is from RefSeq and is a predicted model, not a curated record.